AUGGACCUGGACCAUCUGUAUAAUGCGUCGCGCAGCGUCACUGCUCUCCAAAGCUCGGCACGGACGAUGUGGUUCACCGGCGUGGUCAUCGCUUCAGUUUACGGUGUUAUCAGCGUGUUGGGGCUUAUCGGCAACAUCACGCUCAUCAAGACCUUUUGCUCGGCCAAAUCCGUCCGAAAUGUGCCCAAUCUCUUCAUGUCCAGCCUUGCGCUCGGGGACGUUUUACUGCUGGUGACCUGCGCUCCGGUGGAUGCCAGCCGCUACCUGUCAGAGGAGUGGCUGUUCGGGAGAGUGGGCUGUAAGGUCAUCCCCUUCAUUCAGCUCACCUCGGUCGGGGUGUCUGUGUUCACUCUUACCGCCCUCUCUGCUGACAGGUACAGGGCCAUCGUGAGGCCUCUGGACAUCCAAACCUCAAACACCACUACCAGCAUCGUGCUGCGAGCGGCGCUCAUCUGGCUCUUCUCACUCGUCCUGGCGAUCCCAGAGGCCGUCUACUCCGACCUCAUCACCUUCAACGUCACCUCCACCAAUGAGAGCUUUGUCACCUGUGCCCCUUAUCCCCAUGCUGGAGAACUGCACCCUAAGAUCCACUCCAUGGCCUCCUUCUUAAUUUUCUACGUCAGUCCUCUGCUGGUCAUAUCUGUGUACUACACCUUCAUUGCCCGGAGCCUGAUGAGGAGCGCCUCAAAUAUUCCUGUGGAGGGGAACGUGCAUGCAAGACGACAGGUUGAAUCAAGAAAGCGUUUGGCGAAGACAGUGCUGGUGUUUGUUGGUCUCUUUGCAGUGUGCUGGCUUCCCUGUCAUAUCAUCUAUUUAUACCGCUCCUAUCACUACUCACAGGUGGACACUUCCCUUCUUCACUUUGUAUGCAGCGUUGUAGCUCGUAUCCUGGCGUUCACCAACUCCUGCCUCAACCCCUUCGCCCUUUACCUGCUGAGCGAGACUUUCCAGAAGCAGUUCAACCAGCAGCUGUGUUGUUGCUGUCGCGUGAUCUUUAAACGCUCCUCACAGAGCCCGAGUCGUUACAACACACAUGUGACGUCCGUCCGCAGCUCACGGCACUCCAUGGCCAGUCUGAGCAUGAUCAAUGGCAGAAAAGUGUAUCAGGAGGAUUGUGUGUAA
Molecule: messenger RNA, 1122 nt
Organism: Trematomus bernacchii (emerald rockcod)
Lineage: Eukaryota; Metazoa; Chordata; Actinopteri; Perciformes; Nototheniidae
Gene: grpr
Product: gastrin-releasing peptide receptor
Biological process (GO): G protein-coupled receptor signaling pathway
Cellular component (GO): membrane
Molecular function (GO): G protein-coupled peptide receptor activity
Source: RefSeq, a predicted model, not a curated record